GAAGGAAGAAACAGAAGCUUGCCAAAGAGAGAGCAGGGCUUUCCAAGUUGCCUGAUCUGAAAGAUGCUGAAGCAGUUCAGAAGUUUUUCCUUGAGGAAAUUCAGCUUGGCGAGGAACUACUAGCUCAAGGUGAAUAUGAGAAAGGUGUUGAUCACUUGACCAAUGCCAUUGCUGUGUGUGGACAGCCGCAGCAGCUACUACAAGUUCUACAGCAGACUCUUCCACCACCAGUGUUUCAAAUGCUUCUAACUAAGCUCCCUACAAUAAGUCAGAGAAUUGUAAGUGCACAGUGCUUGGCUGAAGAUGAUGUUGAAUGAGGUCACACCACAACAGGGGGAAAAAAUGUUUUCUUACCCCAGAAGAUGAGCAUCAGUAGGGGGAUAAAGGGGCAAACAUAGUAGUUAAUGGACUGUGUACCACAUCGGGUUCUACCAGAGUUAAAAUUAACUUUGUGUAGGUGGGUUUCGCAGGAUUUUAUUUAUUAUCCCAGUGAAAAAGUGUAUUUUGAUAAGAAUUCAUUUUAUAAAUACACUGUGUUGAGUUAUCAAAGUAUCACUAACUUCAUCAUUAUUAAAAUAUGCAGUUGUAAUGUUGUACAUAUAAAGGCAUAAAACUACAACCUAUUAAAAACCCAAUGCUCAUUUUUGAAAAAACGAAGUGAUGGCAAUAAAGAUUUAUCUGCACUUGUGUGUCCCUAUAGUACUACUUUAAAUUUCAGAACAUUUGAAUGUCAGAGCAAAUGAUCAAAAAAUGACUUAACAUUAAAAUCUAUUUUUAAUGUUA
Messenger RNA from Tauraco erythrolophus (red-crested turaco), 783 nucleotides. The record is from RefSeq and is a predicted model, not a curated record. Lineage: Eukaryota; Metazoa; Chordata; Aves; Musophagiformes; Musophagidae.